Molecule: messenger RNA, 594 nt
Organism: Loa loa (African eye worm)
Lineage: Eukaryota; Metazoa; Nematoda; Chromadorea; Rhabditida; Onchocercidae
Exons: 4
Coding region: 1-594 (197 amino acids)
Source: RefSeq, a predicted model, not a curated record
AUGAAACGAGGGCGUUCAUUGGAAACUGAAAAUACUGCUGCUAGAUGCCCCUGCAUUUCUGCACGUUACAUACAUGCAUUCACGUGUACUGUCGCACACACAGGUGACACAUGCACAAAUAUGCACAGACGGAUACAGAAUGCUCCAAAGACGGCGUAUUGGAUGGUCAUUUGUACACCAUUGCAGGAAUUUUCACAAAUUCUAUUCAAGAACAAUGUUACCCGUGGUAUAAUAAUAAUAGGAUGGCGCGCCAAUGAGCACAACAGUAAAAAUUGUGACAGAGAAGGACGAGCGAAGAGAAAGAGGCAUUCUGAACAACUGGGUCGCUGCACAUUACAAACACCGCACAGCGCGUACUACCAAAUUCUCUCCUGGAUGUCCGCAUUUGAACAUGAAUUCGAACAGUCCACAUUGAGAUAUGAAAUAGAAUAUAAUAAGCAACUGGCUCACCUCACAAUGAGCAAUGCAAAUCAUCCUAAGAAUGCAGCACAGAAAAUGUCGCACGAACGACUAAAACUGUCAAUGCUGUGUUUCCUUGGAUCUUAUCGGGAACAGAUUAUGCGUCAAAAACAGAAAAAUAAUGCAGAAGAAUAA